Cooperia oncophora is the source of this 1137-nucleotide messenger RNA. The record is from the annotation of a GenBank genome assembly. NCBI's taxonomy places the organism in Eukaryota, Metazoa, Nematoda, Chromadorea, Rhabditida, Trichostrongylidae.
AUGGAUCGUGUCAUUGGAUUAAUUGAUAUGGACUGUUUCUAUGCACAAGUUGAACAACGAGAGCAGCCUGAUUUGUGGGAUAAACCGGUAGUGGUUGUACAACAUGCAAGAGAAGGAGCUCCAGGAGGGGUCAUUGCGGUAAGCUACGAGGCGCGGAAAUUUGGUGUGAAGCGAGGAAUGAUGAUCCCUGAGGUAAAGGCCAAAUGUCCAGAGGUGAACGUGUGCUUCGUUCCUCAAGGAGAACAUAUUGAUAAAGCGGACAUUCAAAAGUAUCGGGUCAUUGCGGUAAGCUACGAGGCGCGGAAAUUUGGUGUGAAGCGAGGAAUGAUGAUCCCUGAGGUAAAGGCCAAAUGUCCAGAGGUGAACGUGUGCUUCGUUCCUCAAGGAGAACAUAUUGAUAAAGCGGACAUUCAAAAGUAUCGUCACACUGAACAAUGGAAACAUGUCCCAACUAUCCUUUCUAGUGACGCCAGCGCUGAGGUGUUCGACGUUUUGAAUGCAUUUGACGAACGAGUUGUGGUGGAACGUGCUUCAGUUGACGAAGCGUUCCUGGACCUUACUGAACUGGUUGACCAACAAGUAAUUGAAUGCGGAGCUGCAGAAUUGCUGCAGAAACUUACAGGUGACAUUUCCACUGCUCUUCCCACCACACAUCUAGCAGAUGGCUGCGAUAAAGGAGGCGAAGAGCCGUACGAUCGUGAGAAAAAUCUUCGGAAUUGGCUCAGUACACAAUGUGCUAAGGAAAUCAGUCAUCUCCGUUUGGCUAUCGCUGCCCAGAUAAUCGAGCAGAUGCGUGCGAACAUACGCGAAUACACCCAGUUCUUUUGCUCAGGAGGCAUAGCUAACAAUAAGAUGCUAGCGAAGUUGGUAUGUGCUCGUCAUAAACCUCGUCAACAAACAGUGCUGCCAUUCGAGUAUGUGCCAAUCAUUUUCGAAGAGACUCCCAUAGGAGAUGUGCGUAUGCUGGGAGGAAAACUCGGACACGCACUGCAGGAUCGCUUUGCUAUUGGCACUAUGGCAGAACUGGCAGCGAUUCCGCUGGAACUAAUUGAACGUCAUUUCGAAAGUCAGGCACAAUGGAUUCAUCAGCUGUCCAAAGGAUUUGAUGACGAACCGGUAUUGAAUUCUGUUACUUAA